Olea europaea var. sylvestris is the source of this 291-nucleotide messenger RNA. RefSeq names its product xyloglucan endotransglucosylase/hydrolase protein 2-like. Gene Ontology annotation, molecular function: hydrolase activity, hydrolyzing O-glycosyl compounds. Bases 19 to 291 code for a protein of 90 amino acids. The transcript has 2 exons. The record is from RefSeq and is a predicted model, not a curated record. NCBI's taxonomy places the organism in Eukaryota, Viridiplantae, Streptophyta, Magnoliopsida, Lamiales, Oleaceae. Gene Ontology annotation, biological process: carbohydrate metabolic process.
AAGAAGAUUCUAAUCCCGAUGGAUUACUAUGCAAUUAGCCUGUUUCUAAUUCUCUUUGUGGCCUGUGGAUAUGCUGAUGAAUUCCCAUUUGAUCAAAACUACUCUCCUCAGUGGGGUGGUGAUCAUCUUUCUGUUCUUGAUCAGGGAAGGGUAGUCCAACUGCUAAUAGACGAACACUCCGGAGCUGGAUUCCAUUCAAAACAGGAUUUUGGUUCUGGAUAUUUUCGAAUGAUGAUAAAAUUACCAGGCAAUCAUUCUCAAGGAAUCAUAACGACUUUUUACGUAAUUUAA